UCACUCAAUACAAAUCCAGUGUCUUUUAGUGCAGCAUGCGACUGCUGUCCAAACAUUCCGCUAAAGUAUUAUGAACUGAGCUUGAGUGAUGAUGAAGUUACUCAAGGGAGUGUGUGUGUUUUUCAUUUGUGCAAUCACUUUCGCUCAGGAUAUUGAUAAGAAUCAAGAAAAUCAGGAAGAUGGAAGAGGACUUGAUAACUACAACCAGGAAUGGAGAGCAGUGGAUUAUUUUUCACCCACUUCUGAUAACUCCGGAUGGAUUCCACAUUCCGAAACCGAUGAAGAAGCAACCCCAAAACGUCGAAGAAUUCGGAAGCGCAAACGAAGACCCCCAGUAUUCAUUGAAGAUGACUGGCCUAAAAGAGCCAAGGAGCCUUGGGAAGAAAUGAGUGAGGAAAGUACCCAAAAGUCCAACAAUCGGAGACGACUUACCCCCGUGUAUGAAGAAACUGUGACUUUUGAAAAAAUUCGGGACCCGUUUACAGCAUUACAAGAAGCUGAGAAAAAACAGAAAACUAAACUGGAUGAAAGUUCAACGAAAAUGCCCGAUUUAAAGACGAUUCUGAAGCAAAGUGGAGGUUUGAGUUUGAGUGAAGUUUUACAACAGAGGAAUUUGUCACUUUCUGAAUUGUUAAAAGGGAAUCGGGAAGCGAUUUCUGCUCUUGCCAAAGAAGCUGAAACUACGACUGAAAAUUUCACAUAUAGGCGAUUGCCACCUUCGAUCGGUUUGAAGAAAGAUAUAAACCGGAAUUUUGAACGUGAAUCUUUUGAACAUUUAAGUUCAGAUGAAGUGAUUGAAGCUCAGAGGAGAAGAUUAGCUCUUUUACAUGGCCACAAGGAUAAUAAAGUUUCGCCUGUGGAUGUGGUUACACAAGAAAUGACCACGGAAGGUGUUACAACAAUUUCCUUCAGAGAGAAAAUGAGGAAAUUUUUGCCUGUGACUAGUGCGAAAUUGAGUAAACUCAUAUCUCAGUCACCUGAAGAAAUUGUAACAAAAAUACCAGACAAAGCAGUGAAUUCAAGUGUUGACGAAAUUUUGAGUGUUGUAGAGAAAAAUGAGUCAGAUGGUCCGUUAAAAAUGAGCAUAGACUUGGAAGAAAUGACAGUUAAAAAAACGACUGAAAACUUUGUUCCGGCACCCACAACUGAAAUAUCUUUUAAUAAAAAACUGAAAAAUGUGACCGCCAAAGAAGAAAUAAUGGAAAUUUUGCAGAAUCCAAUCGAACGUGAACACUUAUCCCGAAUUUUACGAUUACGAAAUAUGACAGUUGAGGAAUUGGUGCAACAGAGGGAACGAGGUUCGAGUCAGUUACAUUUGGCCGACAUUUUCCACAACAAAACCCGUGAGCCUGAACCACAUGAGGAGCCCCAUAUUGGGCAUAUUAAUCCAGAGAGUUUCUCCUAUUUCCGCAAACCCAAAACAAUCCCAGAAUCAAGUUCAGUUUUGCCUGAAACUACAAAACCGCCUUACACUAUCACUAGUUUUCCCACUUACAAAAUCGAAACCAACAAAAACGUCCUUCCUGUUUGGCGGCAACUUUACCCGGAUGUUUACCAAGAUAAUAAUCAGCUUGAUAAGAAAGAAAAACGGCCUACUACAACUACCGAGAAAUUAGAUUACGAAGAAUUAGAGAGACUGGAAGAGAUCGAGAACGCGUUAGCAGACGCGGCCAAUGGCCGGCUUAAAGUGGAAGUACCCCAAAACGUCUACGAAGAGGAAGAAUUCCUAAAAUUGCCAUCGGGGGUCAAGUCGGCGAUUUGGGCCAGUUUGGCCAUCAUCGGACUUUCUUUGCUCGUAUUUUUGACCAUUUUGCUGAUUUUCAAAUGGACGCAAAAACAAAAACGGAGACUGAAUUACAACGGCAGUUUUUUAAGUUCUAAAAUUAGAUCGCCGAUUUUAGAACCUGACCAAAGGCGGACGUUUAAGACGUUCGUGUGUGAGACUCUCGGAAAGAAGAAGAAGAAUUACUACAAAUCGCAUCUUCAGAGUAUGUCGGACUCGAUUUGGGAUAGCGAGAAGAAACCUUACAUGAUUUGAAUGUUUAAACUGUAUUUAUUGUUUUAUUUAUGUGAUUUUGUGUGCAAUAUUUAUUAAGACUUUGCCAAGUUUUUUCAUUGUUGUGUAUUUUUAAGUACUUGUAUGUUACAAAAUAAACACUUUUUUAGACAAUUA
This is a messenger RNA of Tribolium madens (black flour beetle), 2173 nucleotides long. RefSeq lists its product as uncharacterized. The coding region runs from base 89 to 2038 and encodes 649 amino acids. The record is from RefSeq and is a predicted model, not a curated record. Lineage: Eukaryota; Metazoa; Arthropoda; Insecta; Coleoptera; Tenebrionidae. The transcript has 2 exons.